Pteronotus mesoamericanus is the source of this 2811-nucleotide messenger RNA. It is a transcript of the gene ZNF512B, whose product is annotated as zinc finger protein 512B. The transcript has 16 exons. NCBI's taxonomy places the organism in Eukaryota, Metazoa, Chordata, Mammalia, Chiroptera, Mormoopidae. The coding region runs from base 1 to 2682 and encodes 893 amino acids. The record is from RefSeq and is a predicted model, not a curated record. Gene Ontology annotation, molecular function: zinc ion binding.
AUGACUGACCCCUUCUGUGUGGGAAGCGGCCGCCGGCUCCCGGGGCCCAGCAGGAGCGGGUCUGGGAAGGACAGCAGCCGGCACGAGGUCCGGCUUCCUGUGCGGCACGACCCGCCGAAGCUGGGGCUGCCGGUGGCCCGCGGGGGGCAGACCGUGCCUGGCCAGGCCCCGCUCUGCUUUGACCCGGGAAGUCCAGCCGGCGACAGGACAGAAGGGAAGAAAAAGGGGCGUCCGAAAGCUGAGAAUCAGGCCCUGCGAGACAUUCCCCUCUCCCUGAUGAACCAGUGGAAGGACGAAUUCAAGGCACACUCCCGGGUGCAGUGUCCCAAUGCCGGCUGCUGGCUGGAGUUCCCCAGCAUCUACGGGCUCAAGUACCAUUACCAGCGGUGCCAAGGGGGCGCGAUCUCCGAGAGGCUGACCUUCCCCUGCCCCUUCUGUGAGGCCGCCUUCACCUCCAAGACGCAGCUGGAGAAGCACCAGAUUUGGAACCACAUGGACCGCCCUCUGCCUGCCCCCAAGCCUGGGCCGGUCAGCCGGCCCGUCACCAUCAGCCGGCCCGUUGGGGUCAGCAAGCCCAUCGGAGUCAGCAAACCCGUCACCAUUGGCAAACCCGUGGGGGUCAGCAAGCCCAUCGGCAUCAGCAAGCCCGUGACGGUCAGCAGGCCCGUGCCGGUCACCAAGUCCGUGACGGUCAGCAGGCCCGUGCCGAUCACCAAGGCCGUGCCAGUCACCAGGCCCGUGCCAGUCACCAAGCCCAUCCCAGUCACCAAGCCCAUCCCGGUCACCAAGCCAGUGCCAGUCACCAAGCCAGUGACUGCCAACAAGCCAGUGCCGAUGACAAAACUUGUGACAGUCACCAAACCUGUGCCGGUCACCAAGCCGGUGACAGUCAGCCGGCCCCUCAUGGUCAGCAAGCUGGUGACGGUCAGCCGACCCCUCGCCAUCACCGGCAGACACACGCCGUCCUGCAAGAUGGUGCUGCUGACCAAGUCGGAGAACAAGAGUCCUCGUGCCGCGGGGAGGGCCAGCGGGAAGAAAAGGGCUGUGGACGGCCUGGAUGCCUGCCCCAUCCCGCCCAAGCAGGCGAGGUCGGAGAACGGGGAGUAUGGCCCGUCCACCACAGGCCAGGGCGUGGCCUGCCCGCCCAGCGCAGACCUCGGCGGUAGCCCCCUCUCGCUGGGCGGCCGGCCCUCGGGGGGCAAGGAGGCGCCGCGGGCCGCGGGCCCGGUGUCCCCGCCUGAGGAGGCAGCCGAGCGCACAAAGCACAGAAGGAAGCAGAAAACACCCAAAAAGUUUACGGGGGAGCAGCCGUCUAUCUCAGGGACGUUCGGACUCAAAGGCCUGGCCAAGGCGGAAGACAAAGCCCGGGGCUACCGAGCCAAGAAGCCGGAGGGGCCGAGCCCCGAAGACGUCCGGAAGAAGGCGCCGCCCCCCUCCAGCGCCGCCAGCAAGGAGGUGCCGGCAGCCCUCGUCCACCCAGCCCCAGGCGGUCCCGAGGAGCAGUGGCAGCGAGCUCUGCACGAGCGCGGGGAGGCCGUCUGCCCCACCUGCAACGUGGUCGCCCGGAAGACCCUCGUGGGGCUCAAGAAGCACAUGGAGGUGUGCCAGAAGCUCCAGGACGCCCUCAAGUGCCAGCACUGCCGGAAGCAGUUCAAGUCCAAGGCCGGCCUCAACUACCACACCAUGGCCGAGCACAGCGCCAAGCCGUCGGACACGGAGGCCUCCGAGGGGAGCGAGCAGGAGGAGCGGGAGCGGCUGCGCAAGGUGCUGAAGCAGAUGGGGCGGCUGCGCUGCCCUCAGGAGGGCUGUGGGGCCGCCUUCUCCAGCCUCAUGGGCUACCAGUACCACCAGCGGCGCUGUGGCAGGCCGCCCUGCGAGGUGGACAGCCCGUCCUUCCCCUGCUCCCACUGCGGCAAGACCUACCGCUCCAAGGCCGGCCACGACUACCACAUGCGCUCGGAGCACACGGCCCCGCCCCCCGAGGAGCCCGAGGACAAGCCCCCUGAGGCCGAGGACCUGCUGGGUGUGGAGCGGACGCCCAGUGGCCGCAUCCGCCGCACGUCGGCCCAGGUCGCCGUGUUCCACCUGCAAGAGAUCGCGGAGGACGAGCUGGCCCGAGACUGGACCAAGCGGCGGAUGAAGGAUGACCUGGUGCCCGAGACGGCUCGGCUCAACUACACGCGGCCAGGCCUCCCCACGCUCAACCCCCAGUUGCUGGAGACCUGGAAGAACGAAGUGAAGGAGAAAGGCCACGUCAACUGUCCCAAUGACUGCUGUGAAGCCAUCUACUCCAGCGUGUCCGGCCUCAAGGCUCACCUGGCCAGCUGCAGCAAGGGGGACCACCUGGUGGGAAAGUACUGCUGUCUGCUGUGUCCGAAGGAGUUCAGCUCCGAGAGCGGAGUCAAGUACCACAUCCUCAAGGCCCACGCGGAGAACUGGUUCCGCACGUCAGCAGACCCGCCCCCCAAACACAGGAGCCAGGACUCACUGGUGCCCAAGAAGGAGGAGAAGAGCGUGGCAGGCGGGAAGAAGCGGGGCCGCAAGCCCAAGGAGCGGCCCCCCGAGGAGCCUGCGCCCAAGAUGCCCCCGCGCCAGGAUGACUGGCCCCCGGGAGGCAGAGACAAGGGGGCCCGGGGUGCCACUGGCCGGAAGGUGGGAGGCGGCAAGGCACCCGAGAAGUGAGCGUGGUGGCUGGCAGGGGGGUGGGGCCCGGGCCCCACGCUGGCCACGCCCUCCUCUGUCCAGGGUUGGGUCGCAAGCUCCAGGACAUCCUGCCCUGCGGUUCCCCGCCCCCACCCCGUCUCCCCACCU